Molecule: messenger RNA, 1413 nt
Organism: Sporothrix brasiliensis 5110
Lineage: Eukaryota; Fungi; Ascomycota; Sordariomycetes; Ophiostomatales; Ophiostomataceae
Exons: 2
Coding region: 1-1413 (470 amino acids)
Biological process (GO): protein lipoylation
Cellular component (GO): cytoplasm; mitochondrion
Molecular function (GO): lipoyltransferase activity
Source: RefSeq, a predicted model, not a curated record
AUGGCGGCCCUGCUGGCACGGCCACCGCAUGCGCCCUGGCUGGUGUGCUCACGGCUGCGUGCGCCAAUACCGAUAUCCAUAGCAACACCAGCGGCAGCAGCAAAGCCAUCGGCACCACGAUGGCUGACCACCGGCGCCGGCGAGCUCGACAGACUGCUCGACCGCGUCAGCCAACCUCCGGACGAGGAGCAGCAGACCCAGCCUGUUGUGCAUGUUGUGCACUCGGUCGGCCGCAAUCCAUAUGCCAACCUGGCCAUUGAGCACCGGCUCUUUGAGCGUGCGCACCCGCAGAGCCGCCUGCUGCUGCUGUACCGCAAUGCGCCGUGCGUCGUCAUCGGCCGCAACCAGAACCCCUGGGCCGAGGUGAACCUCAACCAGCUGUCGGCACGGGCACGGCCCACAGGUGUUCCACAAGCUGUUCCACAAGCACCGCCGCUCGACGACGUGCAUCUGGUCCGCCGCCGCUCCGGUGGCGGUGCGGUGUACCACGACGCCGGCAAUGCCAACUGGAGCGUGCACAUUCCGGCGGCCGGCUUCGACCGCGACCAGCAUGCACUGAUGGUUGCACGCGCCCUGCAGACGCUCGGUGUCACCAGCGCACGGGUCAACGAGCGGCACGACAUUGUGGUGGGGUCCGGUAGUGCGGACGACGUCGGCGAGUACAAGAUCUCCGGGUCGGCGUACAAGCUGACGAACCGACGGGCUCUGCAUCACGGCACCUGUUUGCUGGGAGCGGACUUGGCCGCCGUGUCGGGCCUGCUGCGUGCGCCUCCCGCGGCACCGUACCUCAAGGCACGCGGUGUGGCGUCUGUGCGGUCGCCCGUGCGGAAUGUGACGCUGGUGGGUGAGGACGUCGAGGGCGCCCAUGAUCCGCACGAUCAUUUUGGCUCCACGGUGGCUGCCGAGUUUGAGCGCAUGUAUGGCCCGGCGGCGAGCAAGACGGUCAUCAAUGCCGACGCAAUGGCGGCGGAUGAGAGUGGUGGCCGCGGCGGGUUUGCUUUUGACCCAAAGCUGGCCAGCGGCUACAACGAGUUGAUGACCGCCGACUGGCUGUUUGGGCAGACACCACAGUUUACGUUCUCCACGCAAGCCACAGAAGAAGACCCGCGCGAGCGCCCUCUACGGCCGUUGGAUGUGCCUCCGCACUUUGACCUGGCGUUCACUGCACGCCACGGACGCCUACAGGAGGUGACUAUCACGGGCCUCCCAUAUGCCUCUGGCAGCGAUGCGGCAGUCAGCAGUAGUUUGGAUAUCGAGAAGGCGACGGCCACCGCCCUCGAAGACCGUCUCCUGUACGGCAUUCGUGACUGGCGGGCCGUCCUGGCCGAAGCGAGUCCUGUUCCACUCGACACAGCGAGGGCAUCGGCCACUGGCCGCUGGCUGAACGAGCUGUUUGGCGUGCAGUGCUAUUAG